Messenger RNA from Neoarthrinium moseri, 1548 nucleotides. RefSeq lists its product as uncharacterized. Bases 1 to 1548 code for a protein of 515 amino acids. Gene Ontology annotation, biological process: transmembrane transport. NCBI's taxonomy places the organism in Eukaryota, Fungi, Ascomycota, Sordariomycetes, Amphisphaeriales, Apiosporaceae. Gene Ontology annotation, molecular function: transmembrane transporter activity. The record is from RefSeq and is a predicted model, not a curated record. The transcript is spliced from 3 exons.
AUGGUCGUCGGAUCAGACGUUGCCAACGGCAAAGAGAACGAGAGCUAUGACUUGAGCAAUGUGGCCAAUAUCCAGGCGACACUAUAUGAAGCCUUCGGGCAUAUUGAGCUUCUCCCUUUCUGUGCCAUGAGCUACGCUAUCGCCCAAACUGCCGGCGUCCCACUUGUGCGCAAGUUUUCAAACUUCACCGACCUGCGCAUCUUGAUUGUGAUGGGGUCGGUCGUCUUCUCAGUCGGCGCGGCUGUAUGCGGCUCAGCUCCGACGAUGAAUGCUUUUAUUAUAGGCAGAGUGGUGAAAGGCCUCGGUGGUUCGCUUCUUACACAGACCACCCAGCAGUACUUGGUAAUGCUGUGUAGACCGACAGAGGUUGCGUUGGUUGCUGGAGUGUUGGGCCUUGCGUGGGUAGUAGGGUUGCUCCUGGGCCCAAUCCUCGGGGCCCUAUUCGCAGAAAACCACCAUUUGACCUGGAGAUGGGCCUUCUACAUCGUGAUACCCCUUAUCAUGGGUGUCGUUGCCCCCCUUGCCGGCACAAUUGCCCCGCCACCUCCCAUUCACGCCAAGAGGUCGUUCGCCUCAAAUCUUGGCCGUAUUGAUUGGGUUGGUUUCAUCCUACACAGUGCCUCGGUGGUACUGCUACCAAGUGUCAUCGCCUUUUCUGGCUUGACGUGGCCUUGGAACUCAGGCGCGGCCAUUACUGUAUGGGUGAUCACAGGGCUGGUGGUCAUGGCAUACUUUGUCCAGCAAGCUUUCAGCCUCUUUACUACCCCUGAGCAUCGGCUCAUGCCAGUCGACGCGCUGAAGAAUCGCACGGUUCUGCUCGUUUUCAUAGCAACAUGCAUGAUGGCAAUCGGCUAUACAAUCUCGCUUUACUAUUCAGCGCUCUUUUUCGCCUUCGCCCGUGGUCAGGGUCCGAUAAGUUCAGCUAUCCACAUGCUACCUUUGGUUGGAACGUUCAUUGCAUGCGUGUUGAUUUCUGGGGCAUUGCUACCCAUGGUUCGACGAUAUGCAGCAAUUUACACCCUUGGCGGCUUGAUAAUUGUAGGGGCUAGCGGAUAUAUCGUCACCAUCAGCCCGACUUCCCCGGACAGCGCGAUACUCGGCGCCACAGCACUUCUGGGUGCUGGAGUCGGUCUUACUUUUCCAAUCGGUGUCAGUAUUAUCAGUUUUGUUCUGCCAAAGCAGUGGGCUCCCGACGCAGCUUUGUUGAAUACACUCGGGAUAUCAUUCCCUGCUUGUUUCACCGUAGCCCUUGCUGGCUGUGUCUACGAGAAUCUAGGCCACCGGGACUUAUCUGCCGCUCUACGACCUUUCGGAUUCUCCGAUGCCGAAAUUCGCGAGGCAUUAGCUGGUGCAUCUGCGCGGUUAACAGGGGCUGUUGACCAGCAAAUCCAGAUGGUUGCCAGCACCACGGUCACACGAAUCAUCGCCAAAGAGUUUUACAUACUCGUCGUGGCGGGUAUCGUCAUGAUAACAGCUGCUGCAUUCAUGAAGUGGGAAGCGCUGGACUUCAAGGGACGUAGACCAGCUGAAGAUACGGAUGCAAAAUAG